AUGGCUAACGAUUCCACUGAGCACCUCCGCAUGGAAGACCAGGACAACACCCACAACGUGGUCAACCAACAACCCACAUUCGCCCCUCCAUCAACCACGGAUCCCCAAGUAGUAGCUCCUCUAGCUCAAGCUUAUUCGCAAUUUACUACUGUGCUGAAGCGCCUCUUGGAGAACCCUCCGCCUCGUGGCGAGCCAAUACCACCCACCAGGCUGGCAGAAUCAGAGGUGGACCCUAGUGCAAUUAUCCCCAAUAACCAAGAGCUCAAUCACAUCUUGCCAAUCUUGGAUGGAGCUAAUCUCCGGAAUGUUAUCAAGGAACUAGUUUGGGAGUGUAGAGAGACAGGAGACGCAAGGGAUUAUGGUCUCCGACAAGACUCGCCCUUGCUUGCUGAUAUUUUUGCUGCGGCUUUUCCACCAAAAUUCAAACUUUCCACUUUCCAAUCAUAUGAUGGAUCUACCGAUCCCCGAAGUCAUCUGGCAAUCUUCCGAAUUAUGAUGUACCUUCAAACCAAUUCGAAGGAUCUAAUAUGUAAGGUCUUUUCAACUACCCUAAAAGGAGCAACCCCAGAGUGGUAUCAGACUCUCAAAAUAGGAUCCAUCCAAUCGUUCUCCCAAUUGGCUACCACAUUCUGA
Jatropha curcas is the source of this 633-nucleotide messenger RNA. The record is from RefSeq and is a predicted model, not a curated record. Lineage: Eukaryota; Viridiplantae; Streptophyta; Magnoliopsida; Malpighiales; Euphorbiaceae.